Neocloeon triangulifer is the source of this 1613-nucleotide messenger RNA. RefSeq names its product CDP-diacylglycerol--glycerol-3-phosphate 3-phosphatidyltransferase, mitochondrial (gene PGS1). Gene Ontology annotation, molecular function: CDP-diacylglycerol-glycerol-3-phosphate 3-phosphatidyltransferase activity. The record is from RefSeq and is a predicted model, not a curated record. Gene Ontology annotation, cellular component: mitochondrion. The transcript is spliced from 5 exons. Gene Ontology annotation, biological process: cardiolipin biosynthetic process. Lineage: Eukaryota; Metazoa; Arthropoda; Insecta; Ephemeroptera; Baetidae. The coding region runs from base 165 to 1571 and encodes 468 amino acids.
AGCUCUGAUCAUAUGUUUUAUAUUUUGGUGUGCGUUUCUGGCUCUACUGAUCGCUCCACGGCAAAGAUUUGGAUCAAAAUCAGACAAGCAAGACCCUUUCCCAAAACCGAAAUGGCAAGAAAGUGCAAAAAAUUGACUCCUUGUCUACAUUAGGCGGACGUGAGAUGCGUUUGUGCACGGCAGCAGCGUGCGCCACCUCCAGAGGCCUCAACACCUGGAGGCGGUCCCUGGAGAAGUUCGAGUGGCUGGACAAGGAGGCGCCGAGAUUCUCCCUGAGCGGGUCUCAGGUUCGAGUCCUUCGAUCCCCAGCCGAGUUCUACGAGACGCUGAUCGAAAGAUGCCAAGGCGCCGUCCACAGGGUCACCCUAGCCUCCCUGUACCUGGGCACAGGACCUCUGGCGACCCAGUUGGCCAGCACCCUGGACUCGAGGCUGACAGAGUUGCCGACCCUUCGACUCAGGGUGCUGCUCGACUUCUCAAGAGCGUCCAGGGGAGAGGUCAACUCGCGAACCCUGCUUCUGCCCCUGACGGCCAAGGGUGGAAAGGUGGCUCUCUACCACAGCCCUGAGCUGCGCGGAAUCGUUCGAAAAUUGCUACCCCAACGUUGGAAUGAGGUUGUUGGUCUUCAGCACAUGAAAAUCUACCUCUUCGACAACAGCGUGAUCGUGAGUGGGGCCAACCUGAGCGACGACUACUUCACCAACAGACAGGACAGGUAUGUCCUCAUCAACGACUGCCCCGCACUGUCCGAUUUCCUGGACGGCCUUGCAAGCACGGUGGCUGAUUUUUCCCUGCAGCUAACAAAUGACAACAACACAGUUUUGGAUGCGAAUUGGAAAUUUCACCCUUUCCAGUCAUCAAAGGCCAAAUUCGUGAGUGCGGCUGGCAAUCACGUUUCCCAAUAUUAUCAGCAGUGGGUGAACCGGAAAUCAGAAACCACCGACGACACCGUGAUCUACCCCCUCAUUGAGAUGAGACAAUUAGGGGUGGGAAACGACAGCCGCGUCACCCAAAGACUGAUCGCCUCGGCGCCUGCAGGAGCGGCCAUCACCCUUUCCACAGGCUACUUCAACCUGACGGACGACUACUCUAAAUGUGUGAUUGAUUCUGGGGCCGAGUUUGAUGUGCUGAUGGCCCACCCCUCUGCGAACGGCUUUCUCGGAGCCAGAGGAGCGGCCGGCGGCAUUCCACACGCCUACACCCUUCUGGCGCACCGAUUUCAACGAAAAUUGGCAUCCCUCGGUCACCAGAUGAGGGUACGACUUCGGGAGUACCAGCGGCAGGGGUGGACGUACCACGCCAAAGGGUUGUGGUACCAGAACAGUCUCGAGGAACAACCUGAAUUGACCCUGGUGGGGUCGCCGAAUUUCGGGGAAAGGUCAACAGUGCGAGACUUGGAGUUGCAACUGGCCGUGGUGACGACGCACAAAGGGCUGAGGUCACAGUUGGCCGAGGAAGUGCACGACUUGAAAAAGGGCACAUCCCUCUUCCCAGAGGACUUGAACACGGCGCAACGGAGCCCACCCCUUUGGGUCAGACUAGUUGUGUUUUUGUGCAAGAAGUUCUUUUAAAUACGACUUAAUAAAAUAUAAACAAACAAAUGGAGUAAAACA